CUUUUUUUUUCCUUCUAAAUGAGAUAUUUCGAUCGGUCUAUUAUAACUUUUGUUUCUUGAGCUAUUCUCUACUUACAGUCCAAAGGUUUCACGUCAAUCGGUUCUAUCCGAAAGAAUUCGUAGGGGGAAACCCUUGGUUCCCUGGACUAUAAAAAGCAGUGUUACAUAGACACUUUAUACCUAGUUUAUGAAGAGAAACUUUUAAUUUUUCAAAUUCCAACGCACCUAACAGGCUUCAGAGCUGGCGAAGAAAGAGCCGACAAAGAAAGUAGCAACGCCGUUACAACUGCAAACGGACCCCAAACCGACAACGACGUAACAGCCAAAGAUAACGACAAAGCGAUCAUGAUGGAUAUAAUAAAAAAACGCGUUCAAGACGAGAUCACCACCUACCUAGACAAAGCCAAGGCGUCGGCGACGAAAAACCACCGCCCUCGUCUGAUGAGGUCCCAUUUCGACGUGGUCAACAUCCCCCCACAAAUCAACCUCCUCGAAUACGCCCAGAAAAAAUUAGAAAGACAGUUGUCCCUGGAACCCAAGUCCGUGACGGAACACGAAGAGUUCCAGAAGCAGUUAUUUAACAGCGCCGUAUCCGCCAAGAGGUCCCUGAACAUCAGACCGGGCACCCCGAUCAGGGUGACUAACAUGUUCCGAAAACUCUCCCAGGAGAACUUUACGAACUUAGAAGGCGCUCUUGGCGGUGAUUUACUGAGGCGCGAAUUCAAUCAGUCGGACGGGGACAGUGUGAUUUUGGACGACGAGGAGUUCGAGAAGAUCAACGGGCACGUUGGAGAACAGGGCGAUAAGAAACUGCGGGGGAAUUGUUCAGCAUGCAGGGAAAAGUCCAACCCCCUAAAGCUGACAGUCCGAGAUAUGUCCAAGGUCAACGAGAAGGUGCUGAACACUAUAGGAAUUUUCACUGAAAGAGGGGACAUUCGUCCGGAAGUCAUUGAUAUCCUGGAGGAACAAAAAAGGACUAAAGCGAAGGACUCGAGGAACAAGCAAUUCAGAUCUAGGCGUCAGUGGGACUUGCAAAUCCAUCUGAAUCCCAAGGAACACAUUAAUUCAAGUUUCACGUCUGUUUCUUCAGAUAAGUCGUUCACUAGCUUGUCUUCCACUGACCUUAAGUCCGAAUUUAAUACUGUUAAGAAUGUAUCUCAGCAAAUAGAUUAUGGUCAAUAGUGUACUCAAAAA
This is a messenger RNA of Anoplophora glabripennis (Asian longhorned beetle), 1194 nucleotides long. RefSeq lists its product as uncharacterized. The coding region runs from base 346 to 1182 and encodes 278 amino acids. The transcript has 2 exons. The record is from RefSeq and is a predicted model, not a curated record. NCBI's taxonomy places the organism in Eukaryota, Metazoa, Arthropoda, Insecta, Coleoptera, Cerambycidae.